Messenger RNA from Gymnodraco acuticeps, 1129 nucleotides. RefSeq names its product GTP cyclohydrolase 1-like. The transcript is spliced from 6 exons. Gene Ontology annotation, cellular component: cytoplasm. Lineage: Eukaryota; Metazoa; Chordata; Actinopteri; Perciformes; Bathydraconidae. Bases 29 to 700 code for a protein of 223 amino acids. Gene Ontology annotation, molecular function: GTP cyclohydrolase I activity; zinc ion binding; GTP binding. The record is from RefSeq and is a predicted model, not a curated record. Gene Ontology annotation, biological process: tetrahydrobiopterin biosynthetic process; tetrahydrofolate biosynthetic process.
UUCACUGAAAGUUGACCUAAGAGCCAGAAUGGAGUACCAACAUGACGUAGAGAUCAACGGAGAAGACAAGUACCUGAACAUCUGCAAACAUAAUGGUUUGUGCAAGAAAGAGAAGGACUCCAAAGAUGAUACAGAUUCAAACAAGCUUUCUCACAUUGAGAAGGCUUAUACCACCAUACUGAGUGAGCUGGGAGAGGACGUCGACCGGGAGGGACUUCUACGUACACCCCUACGUGCAGCCAAAGCCAUGCAGUUCUUCACCAAAGGCUACAAAGAAACCAUUCAAGAUAUCUUGAAUGACGCAAUCUUUGAUGAAAACCACGAUGAGAUGGUGAUUGUCAAGGACAUCGACCUGUUUUCUCUCUGUGAACAUCACCUGGUGCCCUUCUUUGGCAAGGCUCACAUAGCAUACCUCCCAAAUAAGAAAGUGGUUGGCCUAAGCAAGCUUGCUAGAAUUGUUGAAAUAUACAGUAGGAGGCUUCAAGUUCAGGAGCGUCUCACCAAACAGAUUGCUUCAGCCAUCUCUGAGGCGCUGGAGCCGGCUGGAGUAGCAGUGGUGAUUGAGGCUGCCCACAUGUGCAUGGUGAUGAGAGGUGUGCAGAAGAUAAACGCCAGCACUGUUACAAGUGUCAUGCUGGGAACAUUUCAGGAUAAUCCCACCACAAGGAAGGAGUUCCUUGACCUCACUAUCAGGAAGUGAAAAUGUUUUACAUCAGCAGGCAAUUUAACAGACGACUGAUUAAAUGAACAUGUACUGUCUCUCAUGGUGGUGGUGACCGAUCAAGCUUUUUUCGUAGUAUUUAUGUAUUUAUCUAAUUUGACCGUUACCCGAGAAGGGCCGCUGGAACCAUGAUUUUCAGUUGACUUUUAAUUGUCAUUCCAAUACUUUAUUUGUCUAUUUCUGUUUGUUUUAUGCCACACAGGUGCUGUUGUUUUUUGGCUUUGUCAUUAGACUUAAAGCAAUGUUGUUAAUUUCGAUGGCUGCUUUUUGGAGCAAAGGAGAGUCAAUUGAUCAAUACCUUUCUGAAAUAAUGUUUUACUAUAGCUUUGUUGCAAAAAACAACUUUCUGUAAUAAUUAUUUAGGUUAAUGUAUUUCUUUCCAACGCAAAUGUACAUUUAAAAUAAACA